This is a messenger RNA of Cydia pomonella (codling moth), 3824 nucleotides long. RefSeq names its product katanin-interacting protein-like. Bases 501 to 2882 code for a protein of 793 amino acids. The record is from RefSeq and is a predicted model, not a curated record. Lineage: Eukaryota; Metazoa; Arthropoda; Insecta; Lepidoptera; Tortricidae. The transcript is spliced from 15 exons.
UCACGAUGGUGGUGGAGCUUGAAGAUGAGGUCCUAAGGCCUAAAGGCGAGCAACGUUUCGUUUUUAAAAAAGUCUUGUUAUCUGGAAGUAACUAUUAAAGGCUUUAUUUGCCUAAUAAUUUUAAGAAAUUAUUUUAUUUCUUAAAUUAAAAUAUCCACAUUGGAGUAAAUUUACGUAGAUUGGCAGAAAUAUUACACAUUUUCAAAGUCCAGCUUAAAUUAUAUCUUUAAAAAUAUAUAGUAACUAUAGCAACCAAGGUCAAACAAACAGCGGCAAAAUAUGUUUCAAAAGUGGCAAGUGUGAAUAAUGAUAAUAAAUUAUUAAACAGGCAUAAACCUUACAACAGUUUUACUUAUGUAACAAAAUCUAUUUUGUUAACUUUAUUUUUGCGUUGUUUACAACGUGAAGUUUAGAGUUUAGUAAUGCGUUUACUUCGUCUUCGUUAAGUACCUACUUGAAUACGGAGAGCUAUAUAUUUUAUUUUUUCUGAUGGCUGAAGAAUGGCUCAGGAGCACAAAAGGAUGGAAGCGUUUGGACAUUCAGACAAGGACGGAGAAGUACCAUUCUGGCUGGAAGACAUUACCAAGGAGAUGAAAGAGACGCAUAUCAGAAACAGCAACGAAUCGCCUCCCACCCUCGAAAAGUCCAAACUUAACUAUCACAGCAAGCCUCAGAAUCACAGGUUAACAAGAAGGACAUCUUUGGACACCACAAUGGAUUUGCUAACCAAGCCUCAAAUGCAGCCGCUUGCCCAUUCCGCGGGCACCGUUCGGUACAGUAAAGGCUACUCCCAGAACGGCCGACGAAAGUAUCGCAAUAGUCUUCUAGACUGGGACGACACUAACGGUUCAUCCAACGACUUCCUGUCCGACCUGCUCCCGCACUACGUGACGCCCCGCCAUCGUCGCGAGGACCACGACUUUAACGACGUCAUACUUGGGACGAGACAGCAAGACAUCAAAACAGGCCGAACAAAAUCUAACGAUACGUCUUCAAGCAUUCACACUGGCUCACUUAAAAAAUACGCGAGUUACACCACCAAUCCGCCAAAGAAACCUGCAUCACUAAGUUCUGUGUCAUGUACAAGGAAUACCGACACUAAAAGUACAAAAGAGUGGUUAAAAAGCGAGUUUGUGAUACCCGAGUUGCCUGAAGGGAGGUUGUUGGAAGUGAAGAUAUACUCCAACUGGGGGGACAAGUACUUGGUUGGAUUGAAUGGCAUAGAGCUGUUUAAUUCUGACGGACAACUAGUGCCAAUCGAGAAGGUAUGGACGGAUUCAGAAGCCGGCGAUACCAAGCACGGUCGCCCUGAUGCAAUCGUGGAUGGAGUGGUACGAACAAGAGACGAUCGACAUUGCUGGACGACUCCGAUACCAAGGAGUGCCCCCAUAGUGCUUAGUUUACUCUUGGCUAACUGCGCCAUUAUAGCUUUGCUCAGAAUUUGGAACUAUAACAAGUCCCGCAUAUACUCUUCACGUGGGAUCCGCUUGGUGCAGAUCAAGUUGGAUGACCGCGUUAUAUUCCACGGUGAAGUUGCUCGUGCGAGCGGCGAGCUCAAGGGCCUCCUUCCUACGUUCGGUGACACGAUCCUCUUCACAAAAGACCCAUCCAUCCUCGAAGCCAUAAUGGUAAACGACAGGAACUUCCAAGCGCUCAUGCGAGACAACGAACCUAGCGACAUCCCAGCCGAUAUGAGGCCACCCACAGCCGAUGGGAGGGAUAGACUCAGUCCGAUGUUGAAUGAAUCCUGGGAAGAGCAAAAGGAGACCAAAUACGUGGCCAAGAAGAUUAAGAUAACGCUAAUGUCGACGUGGGGACAGAGGAACCUGAUAGGGCUGACAGGAAUCGAGAUCCUCUGCUACAGCUCCACCAUCCGCGUGCACCGCGCCUACGCCUACACUUCCCACAUUUCUGAAGACCGACUCGACCCAUCCAAGUUGCUGGACUGCAAAAGCCUGUUCAAUGGACGCAACAUAUCCACGGACUUUGAAGAUAUGUGGUGCACGAACUUUGUCUCGGGGAGCAUGUUCUGCCAUAUCGUCAUGGAGUUACCGGAGACUAGUGAGAUUACAUGUAUUCGCAUCUGGAACUACAAUGCCAACGUGGACCUGUCGUACAUCGGCGCCAAGCACUGUCGCAUCUCCCUAGACGGCAACCCUCUUCAGAGCCGCCCGAUAUUACUGCGUCGGGCCCCUGGGGAUACCUGCUACGAUUAUGUACAGCAGUUGGACUUGCAGGCUGAAGACCGGUUAGAAAUCCCAAAGGAUCUCGAGUACACGGAGCUCUCCUACAACGGUGGAGCAGAGCUGAGCGCGCCUACCGGCUUCGUUCUGCAGAUCAGCAUAUUCUCCACCUGGGGCGACGCUUACUACGUGGGGCUCACGGCGGUCGAGCUGUACGAUCCUAUGGGGAACCUCAUACCUGUUACUGAGACCAACGUGUGCGCGCACCCGGCAAGCGUGAACGUGUUGGACUCGCGCGCUCUGGACGUGCGGACCCCGGACAAGUUGGUCGACGGAGUCGUCUCGUGUGACGCGGCGCACUCCUGGCUCGCACCGAUCCUGCCGCACACACUAAACAGGGUAUUUUUCGUAUUCGACGCGCCAGUAUCAAUUUAUGGCAUAAAGAUAUGGAACUAUGGAAAAACUCCCUCGAGAGGUGUCAAGGAAUUUGGGGUGUUGAUCGACGAUUUGCUUCUGUUCAACGGCACGCUGGACUGCGCGAAGCCCGGCGACACGCUCGCGCCGCAGUGGAUCUGCCUGCAGAACAACGAAGACGAUUCCACGCCUAGCCCCCCUCCGCGCAGCACCACCUCGGGCUCGCGCGCCACCGCCGACCCCGCCGCGCGCCCCUACACCGGCGUCAGCCACCACCGACACUGACACCACCACGGGCACUGACACCACCACGGGCACUGACACCACCACGGGCACUGACACCACCACGGGCACUGACACCACCACGGGCACUGACACCACCACGGGCACUGACACCACCACGGGCACUGACACCACCACAGGCACUGACACCACACAACCAUUAACAUCUGUCAUCAUCAUAUCAGUCCAAAGAUAUCUGUACUGUUGGGACAUCGGCCUCGACCAAACGCAUCCGGACGUAUUCCCUCAUCCGACGGUUCCUAGUGGUCUUGACCAAGAUCACCUCUUUGAGGGCCUUGCCUUAUGACCUCCGCUUCACUGUCACCACUCGAGAGACUGACCCAGAGACGUAAGUUCUACUGUGCCCCGCCCACUGCCUCAAUGCUGUACCUCUCAGAGCUACGUCAACAAAAUACAUAUAAUAUAUAAUCUCAUCAAAAUAAACUUUUGAGAAAUCUACCAGAAAGAACCUUGUCAUACUGAUAAAGUUAACGAAAUGUUUCCUAAUAAGUAUUUCUAGCGUAGUCGCACUUGUCUCAUAGCUGUUGCCCCAUUUAACGUUUAUAGGUUUUGAACAUGCAAGUCUACAAAUAACCCUUUAUUGUCAGACCAAGCUAACUCGGCAGCUAUUUUGAUAGGAGUAGCACAUACUGUGCAAGUAUAAUUUAAACGUCAAAAUUUUAUAUAAAUUUGAGGAUGGGUGUGUGACUCUAUGACACUUCUAUCAAAACAUUUACCCCCUUAUUCAUAAACGUGUGCUAAAGUUACGACGCCGCUAAUCAUCGUUUGUCCCUUUCCAUCAUACCAAUACGUCGGAAAGGGACAAACGAUCGUAAGCGGCAUCGUAACUUUAGUACACGUUUAUGAAUAAGGGGGUUAAUUUAUAACCACCGUCCAAUAUUACCGUAACUCCAAUUGUAUAGAUGUGUUUUUGUUCAAUGUAUA